Messenger RNA from Penicillium oxalicum, 411 nucleotides. RefSeq lists its product as uncharacterized. Lineage: Eukaryota; Fungi; Ascomycota; Eurotiomycetes; Eurotiales; Aspergillaceae. The transcript has a single exon. The record is from RefSeq and is a predicted model, not a curated record. Bases 1 to 411 code for a protein of 136 amino acids.
AUGGCCCGCUGCGCCGUCCUUCCUUUUCCUUUGGAUUUUAUUUUUGGCUGCAUUGAUCCUCCAUGGAGACUAGCUUGCCAGCUGACUCGCUACGCUCCCAACGGGCAACUUAAUAGUAGCGCCUGGGCUUGUGUUGGGGCGCUCCUCUUGUCCAAUGGGCGUGCGACGGUUCCUGGCUGGUGGAGCGCUCAGCGAGAGACAACGGGUUCUGAUUCACUCGUACCCAAGGAGGAUGGACCCACCAAACUAGGCCAGCUUGUUGUGAUCCACACCCUCCACGGUUCUCCCAGUUCCCCUGAAUUGAUUUCGCUGCGAGCGCAUCAUGGCUCUAUCGGAGAUGUGAUGAGGUUCAGAAGCAUGAGUGCCACAGGGACUCAAAUCAUGCUGGGCGGAUUGAAUUUUGUGGGAUAG